UUUCAUUUCUCUACUAGCUCACCGGAUGACCAGCAUAACUGGCUGAAUCCUCAGGACUUAGACUCUGGCCUGUGUUUGCUCCUCUCCACAGAUUCGGGGUCUCUUGGUAUCUGAAGGUGUGAGUCAAUUUUUGACUGCUGAGUUUGGAGGAAUGUGGAAGAAAACACAGUCUUUGCUCUGGCAACCUUGCAGAACUGUGAGAAAUCAGGACAGACAGACACAGGAUCACAGCAGUAUGGCCUCAUCAGUCCUGGAGAUAUUAAAGGAGGAAGUAACAUGUCCGAUCUGUCUGAAGCUCCUGAAGGAACCCGUGAGUGCAGAUUGCAACCACAGCUUCUGCCGAGCUUGCAUCACACUCAACUAUGAGUCCAAGAGAAACACAGAAGGGGAGGCCAACUGCCCUGUGUGCCGAGUUCCUUACUCCUUUGAGAAUCUGAGGCCUAAUCGACAUGUGGACAACAUAGUAGAGAGGCUCAAGGAGUUCAAGUUCAGUCCAGAGGAAGAGCAAAACGGGAAUGUCUGUGCAAAACACGGAGAGAAGCUCCAGCUCUUCUGUAGGAAGGACAUGAUGGCCAUCUGCUGGCUUUGUGAGCGAUCUCAAGAGCACCGUGGUCACCAAACAGCUCUCAUUGAAGAGGUCGGCCAAGAAUACAAGGAGAAGCUGCAAGCAGCUCUGCAGAAGCUGAUGGAAAAUGAGAAAAAGUGUGAUGAAUGGCAGGAUGACCUUCAACAGCAGAGAACUGACUGGGAGAACCAAAUACAGAGCGAUGUAGAAAAUGUUCAGAUUGAGUUUAAAAGACUAAGAGAAAUCGUGGACUCAAAGGAGAAUAAGGAGCUGCAGAAGCUGAAGAAAGAGAAGGAAGAUGUAAUGAAAAGGCUGGACGAGUCUGAAAAAGAGCUAGGGGAGCAGAGGGAGUUGGUGAGAGCCCUCAUCUCAGAUGUGGAACAUCAGUUGGAGCUCUCAACCAUGGAAAUGCUUCAGGGUGUAACUUCUGUCCUGACAAGGAGUCAGACCUUGAUACUGACACAGCCACAAGCAGUCCCCCAAAAAAGAAGAAGAAUGUUCCAAGCUCCAGAUUUGAAAGGCAUGCUGCAAGCGAAUCAAGGGCUCAUGGAUGUCCAACGAUACUGGGUUCAUAUUACUCUACAUGCAAAAAAACAUCCAGCCAUUACCAUUAACAAAGAAAAAGGACAAAUAAAAUUUAGCAGUUACAUGAGUUGGAACCUUGAAGUUUCUGAGACCUAUGAUUUGGGUGUCCUGGGAUAUCCAGCUAUCUCCUCAGGGAAGCAUUACUGGGAAGUAGACGUGUCUAAAAGUGCUGCCUGGCUCCUCGGAUUAAAUGAUGGAAAACGUGCUCAUUCAAGGGAUGAAAUGGGCUUCUUAACAAAAUAUCCUUUUAAUGUUAAACAAAAUGUAAUGUAUCAGCCUAAAUGUGGCUACUGGAUUAUAGGGAUGAAGAAGGGGUCUGUAUACAAUGCCUUUGAUGAGUGUUCUAUCACCCACAAUCCCAGUGUCCUGGCCCUCUCUCUGCCUAGUCCUCCCAGUCGUGUUGGAGUUUUCCUGGACCGGGAAGCUUGCACUCUCUCAUUUUAUGAUGUUUCUCACUAUGGAGCUCUCAUCUAUAGGUUCUAUGACCCUGCCUUCCCUGGUAAAGUCUACCCAUAUUUUAAUCCUAAGGAUUGUCCAGAGCCAAUGACAGUAUGCGGGCCACCCUCUUAAACCCUCACAUAUACAGUACAGUGCCACCAUGUCUAGUGUAUCUCAUGUGCCAGAGCUCCCCUGCAUCUUUCUAACUUUUUUAUCUUUGGCCCUUUAUUUUUAUGACAUUCACUUUUAACUAUAAACAGGUGUGGACUCAUUACCUUGAUCCAGUUGCUUUUCUAUUCACAAGAUGAUUAAGGUCAUUCACCCUUUCCCAUAUUCCCAAAGAAAAUGGCUGCUUCUUCACUAAGUGAGAGAGCCUCUGCUAACAUCAUCUCUGUAGGAACACAGUCAAAAGAAUAGCUCACAGCAAACAAUGUCCCAGGAACCUGUAAGAGAGGUCCCAGAAAAAAAGAAAGAGGGCCUUUUACCUCAAGGACAUUUUAUUCUCUGGGUUUCUUUGGAAGUGAUUUUGUGC
Messenger RNA from Mastomys coucha (southern multimammate mouse), 2120 nucleotides. Its product is annotated as tripartite motif-containing protein 30A-like. The transcript is spliced from 8 exons. The coding region runs from base 152 to 1720 and encodes 522 amino acids. Lineage: Eukaryota; Metazoa; Chordata; Mammalia; Rodentia; Muridae. The record is from RefSeq and is a predicted model, not a curated record. Gene Ontology annotation, molecular function: zinc ion binding; protein binding.